Helobdella robusta is the source of this 861-nucleotide messenger RNA. RefSeq lists its product as hypothetical. The transcript has 7 exons. The record is from RefSeq and is a predicted model, not a curated record. Gene Ontology annotation, cellular component: proteasome core complex; proteasome core complex, beta-subunit complex. Gene Ontology annotation, biological process: proteasome-mediated ubiquitin-dependent protein catabolic process. The coding region runs from base 108 to 725 and encodes 205 amino acids. Lineage: Eukaryota; Metazoa; Annelida; Clitellata; Rhynchobdellida; Glossiphoniidae.
UUUAAACAUUAUUUGCCAUCGUUUUUGGUCGACGACUACGGCGAAUUCACUAAUUUCACUAUUCUAUUUGAAACCGCUUGGAAGAAAAAGAAAAACAAAUUUCAAAAAUGAGUAUCAUGUCAUAUAAUGGAGCGGCCAUCAUAGCCAUGAGGGGUAAGGACUGCGUUGCUAUUGCAGCAGACAGACGAUUUGGCAUUCAGGCCCAGACAGUUUCAAUGGACUUUGAAAAGGUUUUCAAGCUUGGUCAGCAUUUGUAUAUUGGUCUUGGAGGACUGGCUACUGAUGUACAAACAGUCAUUGAAAGGUUGCGGUUUCGAGUGAACUUAUAUGAACUGAAAGAAAACAGAAGAAUUACUCCAAAAGCAUUGCUCAGUUUGGUGUCCAACUUUCUCUAUGAGCAUAGGUUCGGUCCUUAUUUUAUUGAGCCAGUCAUAGCUGGUUUGGAUCCAAAAACAGGUCAGCCAUUCACGGCAUCAACUGACUUGAUCGGUUGCUCAUCAGAGGCUGAGGACUUCUCCAUCUCUGGUACUUGCACUGAGCAGAUGUACGGCAUGUGCGAAUCCCUCUGGAAGCCAGAUAUGAGUCCUGAUGAACUGACGGAAGUGAUCUCACAAGCACUGCUGAAUGCCCAGGAUAGGGAUGCAGUGUCUGGAUGGGGCGCCAUUGUGCGCAUCAUAGAGAAGGACAAGGUGACAACAAAAAUACUGAAAGCCAGAAUGGACUAGUUUAUUUCAAUUUUUAAUUUGGUUAUACCUGACUCAAAAUAACAAAAUUGUUAAGCCAACGUUGUUAGUUACGUGUUGAACAUUCUUCUUAGUCGUUUGCCUCGGUUGGUUUUAAUAAAUUUGUAUAAAAAUUUAU